Camelus dromedarius (Arabian camel) is the source of this 6336-nucleotide messenger RNA. It is a transcript of the gene TMTC3, whose product is annotated as transmembrane O-mannosyltransferase targeting cadherins 3. Bases 248 to 2995 code for a protein of 915 amino acids. Gene Ontology annotation, biological process: protein O-linked glycosylation via mannose. Gene Ontology annotation, cellular component: endoplasmic reticulum. The record is from RefSeq and is a predicted model, not a curated record. Gene Ontology annotation, molecular function: protein binding; mannosyltransferase activity. The transcript is spliced from 14 exons. NCBI's taxonomy places the organism in Eukaryota, Metazoa, Chordata, Mammalia, Artiodactyla, Camelidae.
AGAAGAGGAGGUAGGCCGUUCCCGGCGUGCAGUGCGGGAGGCUGGGACCGUACCGGGGCGGCUGGGGAACCUCCCGGAGGCGGGAGGCGCAGCAGCUGAGGCGUGUUUGCGCUGGCGCCCUGAAUGAGGUGGACCAUGACUGUGCCUUCGGUGGCGUCGUUUGCUAGACCGCUCUUCCCAAGAUUUCUCUAAGCCAUCCCCUGGUGGAACUGCUCCCAGAUUUUGUCCACAAGUGCUUGUGGAAAAGAUGGCUGAUAUUAACCUUAAAGAAGUAACCUUAAUAAUAGGUGUGGUUACUGCCUGCUAUUGGAACAGCCUAUUUUGUGGUUUUGUUUUUGAUGAUGUUUCAGCAAUACUGGAUAAUAAAGACCUGCAUCCAUCUACUCCUUUAAAAACUUUAUUUCAGAAUGAUUUCUGGGGAACUCCUAUGUCUGAGGAGAGAAGCCACAAGUCUUACCGUCCCUUAACAGUAUUGACGUUUCGCUUAAAUUAUCUGUUUAGUGAACUAAAACCAAUGUCAUAUCAUCUCCUAAAUAUGAUUUUUCAUGCUGUGGUUAGUGUGAUAUUUCUUAAAGUCUGCAAACAUUUUCUGGACAGCCGGAGUAGUGUGAUUGCCUCUUUACUUUUUGCAGUGCACCCAAUACACACAGAAGCAGUGACAGGUGUUGUAGGAAGAGCAGAACUUUUGUCAUCUAUCUUUUUUCUAGCUGCAUUUUUAUCAUAUACCAAAUCAAAAGGACCAGAUAAUUCCAUAGUGUGGACUCCCAUUGCAGUGACAGUUUUUUUAGUGGCAGUUGCAACACUGUGUAAAGAACAGGGAAUAACAGUUGUGGGAAUUUGCUGUGUGUAUGAAGUAUUUAUUGCCCAGGGGUAUACUUUGCCAUUAUUAUAUACUACUGCUGGACAGUUUCUUCGUGGAAAGGGUAGUAUUCCGUUUUCUAUGCUGCAGACACUAAUAAAACUCAUUGUUUUGAUGUUCAGUACACUAUUACUUGUUGUGAUUAGAGUCCAGGUUAUUCAGUCCCAACUUCCAGUAUUCACCAGGUUUGAUAACCCAGCUGCUGUAAGCCCAACUCCUACAAGGCAGCUAACUUUUAACUACCUCCUUCCUGUAAAUGCUUGGCUUCUAUUAAAUCCUUCAGAGCUUUGCUGUGAUUGGACCAUGGGAACAAUACCACUUAUAGAGUCAUUUCUAGACAUUCGAAAUCUUGCCACAUUUACUUUCUUUUGCUUUUUGGGGGCUUUGGGAGUAUUCAGUCUCAGAUACCCUGGUGAUUCCUCUAAGACUGUUUUAAUGGCACUUUGUUUAAUGGCAUUACCAUUUAUUCCUGCAUCAAACCUUUUUUUUCCAGUUGGAUUUGUUGUUGCUGAGCGAGUAUUAUAUGUUCCUAGCAUGGGGUUCUGUAUUUUGGUAGCCCAUGGAUGGCAGAAAAUAUCAAACAAAAGUGUAUUAAAAAAAUUAUCCUGGGUUUGUCUGUCUAUGGUGAUAUUUACUCAUGCCUUAAAAACACUCCACAGAAAUUGGGACUGGGAGUCUGAAUAUACGUUGUUUAUGUCAGCCUUGAAGGUAAAUAAAAAUAACGCCAAAUUGUGGAAUAAUGUGGGUCAUGCUCUGGAAAAUGAAAAGAACUUUGAGAGAGCUUUGAAGUACUUCUUACAGGCUACCCAUGUUCAGCCAGAUGAUAUCGGUGCCCACAUGAAUGUAGGAAGAACUUACAAAAAUUUGAAUAGAACCAAAGAAGCUGAAGAAUCUUACAUGAUGGCUAAGUCGCUGAUGCCUCAAAUUAUUCCUGGUAAAAAAUACGCAGCCAGAAUUGCACCUAACCACUUAAAUGUUUAUAUUAAUCUGGCCAACCUGAUUCGAGCAAAUGAGUCUCGACUGGAAGAAGCGGAUCAGCUAUACCGACAAGCGAUAAGCAUGAGGCCGGACUUCAAGCAGGCUUACAUUAGCAGAGGAGAAUUGCUUUUAAAAAUGAAUAAACCUCUCAAAGCAAAAGAAGCAUAUCUUAAAGCACUAGAGCUGGACAAAAAUAAUGCAGAUCUUUGGUACAACUUGGCAAUUGUUCACAUUGAACUUAAAGAACCAAAUGAAGCCCUAAAAAAUUUUAAUCAUGCUUUAGAACUAAAUCCAAAGCAUAAGCUAGCAUUAUUCAAUUCUGCUAUAUUAAUGCAAGAAUCAGGUGAGGUUAAGCUCAGACCUGAAGCUAGAAAACGACUUCUAAGCUAUAUAAAUGAAGAGCCACAGGAUGCUAAUGGUUAUUUCAAUCUGGGGAUGCUUGCUAUGGAUGACAAAAAGGACACUGAAGCGGAGAUGUGGAUGAAGAAAGCCAUAAAAUUACAAGCUGACUUCAGAAGUGCUUUGUUUAAUCUGGCUCUCCUGUAUUCUCAGACUGCAAAGGAAUUAAUGGCUUUGCCAGUUUUGGAAGAGUUACUCAGAUACUAUCCUGAUCAUAUCAAGGGUCUCAUUUUAAAGGGAGAUAUUCUGAUGAAUCAAAAGAAAGAUAUACUUGGAGCAAAAAAAUGUUUUGAAAAGAUUUUGGAGAUGGAUCCAAGCAAUGUGCAAGGCAAACACAAUCUUUGUGUUGUUUAUUUUGAAGAGAAGGACUUACUAAAAGCUGAAAGAUGCCUGGUUGAAACAUUGGCAUUAGCACCACAUGAAGAAUAUAUUCAACGCCAUUUGAAUAUAGUCAGAGAUAAAAUUUCCUCAUCUAGUCUUGUAGAACAGCCAAUAUUCCCAGCUAGUAAGACUUCAGGUGUAGGAAGAGACAAAAUUCCAACUGAAAAUGUAAAGGAAAUCAAAAGUGAACCCAAACCCACACAGAUAGUAAAAACAAGUGAUAAUAAAAGUCAGUAUAAAUCCAACAAACAAUUAGGAAAAAAUACAGACAAAGAAGUCCCGCACAAAACAAUAAAAGAAAUAAAAGAAAUUGAGAAGAAAAGAGUUGCUGCUUUAAAAAGACUAGAAGAGAUUGAACGUAUUUUAAAUGGUGAAUAAUAGCGUUACUCUUUAUGAUGUGACAGUGGUUUCAAAGAAAUUCUUCUAUAUCCUGUGAUUACUUAUACUGGGAGCUUUGAAAAAUACCAAGGCUACUUAAUCAGUCUAUCAUGAACUGCCUCUACAUAGGAUCAAAAUAAGAUUUUCAUUAAAGACCCUUUCAUUACCCCAGGGUAUGUAUUAUAUAAGAUGUGAGAGUAGUUUUCUGAGUUUUGGUGACUAGCAGGAAUAUUAAAUUACAGGUGGCAAAUUUGUGUCUUACAGAAGGAAAAUUCUUUUGGCAAAAUAGUAUUGACUACUCUCAAUUAAAAAUAAUCUGAGGCCUGAAUGGUAGUUUCAUAGGGUCACAUCCAACAUGUGCUGGUUUAUUCUGUGAAUUCACAUUUAUUAGCUAGCUUCAUUUUUCCUUAAACUUUCCUUAAACUAUGGAUUGAAAACACUUGCUAAACACAUUCUUUUUUCUUCAGUAACCUUCUAUUUAACCAAGGGACUUUGCACUACAAAAGAAUACUGGCUUUCUUUAUGUUGUAUUCUUUUUUUUUAUUUUUAGAGGGAAUGCCAGAUGAAACAUUUCAAAAUAAGUCAUGUGACAUGUUAGUUUAAGAAUGUAUUUUUGUAACUGUGCUUGUCCUUAACUUCACUCAAAAAAUGCAGUUUUUAAUCAGGUAAAGUUUUAAAUAUAUAUACACACUUCUAAUGGUGCUCAUAUAUACUGUAUUUUCAUUUUUUUUUACAUAAUGAAGAGUUUCACAGCAUGAACCACAUAAUCAUGACUAUCCUAGACUUUUAUUUCCCAAAUUAUUCAUGUUUCUUAAGGUCAUAGUCAUAGUGAGAAGUCCCAGUAACUGUAACUUUAUUAAACUUUUGAGUUAUAACAGUUUCUCUUUCAUCUUGGUGUUAUCUCUCUACUGUUACUUGAAUUUUAAUUUAGUUUCCAAAAUCACACAUUAAUUAUUCUUAGAUACUUAAACUGAGUUCUGUUUGACUGAAGGCAAAACAAUGUGACAAAGUUUAUUUUUAAACACUAAGUUCUUGAUAUCUUCUUAUGGUGUAUAUUUUUAUUAAAUAUUUAUUUUGACUACUGAGCUUUCAUAAAAAUUUUAAUGCUGUUUCAAUUCCAUCAAGUAUGGAAAAUAAAUUGCUAUUGCAUUUUUCUAUAUGUCCAUAUAUACAUACAUGUUUAGCCAAAUUGUCAUCUGUUCAGCUAUUAAAAAGAUAAUUAGCCUAGAAUAAGAUUAAUAAGUCAUUUGUAAGUUUUAGCAGAUUUAAACCUGAAAACUGUUCAUUUAAAGAGUAGAUAUAAAUCAGACGUAUUAAUUUAAAUGACUUUUUUCAUGAGUUAAAAUACAUUUCAGAUGAGUUUUAUAAUACCUGAUAAAGUUAACUUUCAUUUAAAAUGUUUAAAGCCCAAGCUGUCAUCCUGGGGUAGUAACUAAUUUCUAAUUAUGUGGCAUUUCAAAAACUGUAUUUCUGUUCUUUUGAGAUAAUUUCUAAUUAUGUUUCAAAAACCGUAUUCCUAUAACAUUUUUUAAAAAAGAACUGUUUUAUAAGUAAGUAAUAAGAAACAUGGUCUGCAUUGAAGACUUACUCUUACUAGAUUCUUUGAGGCUCUGUCAUAGAUUAUUUUUUAGGCAAUAUAAAGUAAGUACUGAUACCAAUGGUAGUUGAUUUUUUGAUUCAGGAGAUUCUAAUAAGCAUUAAAGCAAUAUCUAAUUUCAGUUCUUAAAUUAUAGCUUUGUGACUCCAGAUACAAGGUGGCGAAUACCUCAUAUACUAUAACUUGAAAAAUGAAAUGUUAUUGUUAUGUUCUCUGCACAUAUCUUGAGAAAAAAUUUGAGUUUGAUCUCAUGUGUUAUAAUAUCAAGUGGGGAUAGUUCAGAAAAGUAGAAGGAAAUCUUUCAUGACAGCAGACCGUAAUAAAUGCUUUGAGUAGUAUUUUAAUUGUGUAACUAUUCAAAAGGUAAAAGAUAUAUUAAUAUUAUCCAAUGAUUUUAUAGAAAAAAGAAUUUUCUCCAUAUUAGCAUUUAGAACAGUGCCUAUCAUGUAGAAUAUGUUCAUAUAUUUGAAUUUUAAAUAAUUUAUUUAAAUCAAAUCCACCCUGAGUAAGUAAUAAUGUUUCCAAAUCAAUGUUUCUCAACCCUCAUUUUAUAUUAGAAUCAUCUGGACCCCACCUCCCAACAAUUAAAUCUGAAUGUCUUAGGAUAGAGCAAUGUUUCAGUUUUUCCAAAAACUCCCAGUGAUUCUAAUUUGUAGUGAGGGUUAAGGACCACUGCUCUAAAUUAGUUCAAAAAAUCCUCUUCUCUCUCCUGUGUUAACUUUUAAAUUAAUGAUAUAACCCAAUUAAGUUUUGAUGUUUUAACUUCCAUUAAGGAAUAUGCUCUUUUAAUAACUAGUAUUGAUUCCAUCUUAAGUUCUAUCAAGCUUGCUUAUGUGUAAGAUGAUUAUUUCUUCUCUUUAAACUCAUAAUAGAAGUUUUAUUCGAGCUCUUCAGGUGAAAAAGGUAAUGGAUUUUUUUUUUCUUUCCCCUUUGGAGCUGUCAUUUUGGGAAAAUGGAGAGUAAGGACAUUUUAGCCCAGUUCGCUAGCCUGUAUUUCUGAAUUGUGAGCAUCUGUAAGUUUGGAAAAGAAAGCUUAUAUACUGGUUUAUAUGCUGGUGAAGGGAUGUAGUUUUAGUUCAUGUUAUUUUACAAAAGAAUCUAUAUCCUAGGAGUUCUAGGAAGCUUUGACAAUCCCCAAGGAGCAAUUAGGUUACUCCUUCACUGCUUCUCAGAAGGAAGAAUUGAGUUUUUCUUAAUAUUGCUCCUAUAUAUGUUUCCUUACUAACAUUCAGAAUUGGGAAUUUUAUAAUAAUUACUCCAGUAAGUAAUUUUAUGUAGUUGAUGACUUGGAGGAUAAAACAAAUAUGUUUGCAAUUUUGUGCUUACUUUUAUGUAGAUACUUGGUAUGUGAAUUACUCGAGUCUAAUAAAACCUCAUGCCUUUCAUUACAUGUAAUUUGAGCUCUCAACUUCAUGUUAUAGAAUGCUUCCUUAAAGAUGCUUUAAUGAAAAAUAUUAUGAAAAUAUAUAGAUUUGUAUGUCAGUUUAUACUUCAGAAAUCCAUAUAUUUGUCAUAUUUAUUUUUUUAAAAAACCUAAUUGUCUGCAUGACUAAAUGGUAUUUAAAAUGAACCCUCAAAAAUAUCUGGUACCUUUGUCCAAAGUUUUGUUUGUUCGAAGCUGUCAGCCACCCAUGUUAAGUUUUCAUAGAAUAGUUUAUAAUUGUGUGCAUUUUAUAUUACUAUGGUGUCUGUGUACCAUAUUUCUAAAUAUUCAGUAUUAAAUUGAUACUUUUUAAAACUUUAA